GCCUCCGCCCCAGGUGAGCGAAGCGGGCAGCCGCUCUGUCCGCGGCCCCGCGGCCGAGGAUGUGCGCUCGGGAGCCGAGGGGCGGACGGAGCCGGCGGGGUGGUGGUGCGAGGCUCUGGGCUGCGCUGCUCUGCGGUCGGAGGAGGCGGCGGCGGCGGGGAGAAGGUGGCGCGGCCUCUGACCCCUGGACCCCGUGGGCAGCCACGGAGGCGACACUCGGGAAUCCGGGGCUGCCCCUUCUCCGUCUCUUCCUCGUUUUCUUCGUCUUCUGCCCUUUCCGCUUUGGAAUGAGAAAAAGGAGAAGAAAUGGCAGUGAUGAUGACAACCAUCCUCCUCCCCAGACCAAAAGGAGCAGUAGGAACCCCAUCUUCCAGGACUCCUGGGACACAGAGUCUUCAAGCAGCGAGAGUGGCGGGAGCAGUAGCAGCAGCAGCAGCAGCAGCAUCAACAGCCCAGAUAGGGCCAGCGGGCCAGAGAGCAGCCUGAGCCACACCAUCCCCGGAUCCUGCCCCAGCACCCCCCAGCCGAUGCCCGAGCAGUCUGCACUGUGCCAAGGCCCUUACUUCCACAUCAACCAGACCCUGAAGGAGGCUCACUUUCACAGCCUACAGCACCGAGGCCGGCCUCCGACAUGAUGCUCCAGCAGUUUCUUGCCUUCUGUGAAGGGACAGCACUGUGCAGAUUGGAUAUUUCAACUUAAUGAUUUGUUUUUAAAAGUUGCACACAGAAAAAAAAAAAAAUGCCUGUCGGCUUUCAGUCUAUAUUUGAGUAUCGGGUCAGCAGGCGGCUGUUUACUCGGGGUUUUGCUGCACUAGUGCGAUUUCAGAGGGGCUUGGGAGCAGUUUUUUAUAGGAUUCUUUUAGAGGAUUCUUUUAAGAGAGGGCAUCAGAUCUACAUCACGGCAGUGUAUGAGGAAGUCUCAUCUGACCGAUUUCCACAUCUGUCAGCUAGAUGCUGUACUGUAUGUAAAGAGCCUCUUAAAAAUGCGGGAUCUUAAUUUUUUUUAAUUCAAUAAACUAGUAAAGAAUAUCUAGUUUCCAUGAAAAAAAAAAAAAAACCUGUAAGUUUUCUCCCUAAAUAUAGGAAGCUGACUCAGUGUUGCACUGAAGCUAACUGCUGUACUACCUCUUAGUAUGUAGAUGUCUGUCUAUGGAAAUGCUUUCCCUCGGAACACAACAGUCGCCCACUCUGAAGACCAUGGAAGUUAAGCACCUUUCCUAGUUGUGGUCUCCAUUUUACAUUUGAAUUUCCAGGGAGAAUAUCACUUCCAUAUCUAUUUUCUUCUAGUCUGUACCCCAGACGCUAUAGAGAACAUUGUGCAGUUCUCAAAGUCAAGAAAUACCUAGUAAAUGUUAUGAACUUGCGUAUUAACAGCUUAACUGCUAGCUGUUUGCGAUGCCCAUAGCCAAGGCAGUGGUCAGUGCAGACGAAGUGCAAGCUGCCUGGAAACACCUAUGGGCACCCCAGCCCUGCCAGGGGCCCACAUUGUCAUC
Molecule: messenger RNA, 1493 nt
Organism: Mus pahari (shrew mouse)
Lineage: Eukaryota; Metazoa; Chordata; Mammalia; Rodentia; Muridae
Gene: Vcf1
Product: family with sequence similarity 104 member A
Exons: 3
Coding region: 60-635 (191 amino acids)
Source: RefSeq, a predicted model, not a curated record